Molecule: messenger RNA, 1134 nt
Organism: Oikopleura dioica
Lineage: Eukaryota; Metazoa; Chordata; Appendicularia; Copelata; Oikopleuridae
Source: the annotation of a GenBank genome assembly
AUGAGCGGGCUUAGGAGAAGAAACAUAGCUCCAAGCGAGCCAGAGGAAGAAAAUUCAACUUUUUUGGAGAAAUUUAGAGAACUCGAUGCAUUUACGAAAAUUACAGAAGAAGCCGAAGCGCCAAAAACGUCCCAGGGAGGCUUUUGCACCGUGAUUACGUUUUCCGUGAUGUUGCUCCUCUUGCUGGGCGAAAUGACGGUCUGGUUUACGACGACAAAGAUCAAAUACGAAUUUGACGUCGAUUCGGACUACGAGUCGAAGAUGCAUCUCAACAUGGACAUUACUUUCAACUCUCCUUGUCACAUGAUCAGCGCCGAUAUCGCCGAUUCUUCGGGCGACGCAUGGGGCUACAACUUUCAAAUUCAAGAAGACGCCGCCGAAUUUGAGCUUUCCAAAGAAAAAGCGCUGGAAAGAGCGAAGUUGUUGAAGAUGAAGGAAUCUAUGACCGAUCCGAAUAUGCGGGAUCAGCUUUUGCGAGAAGGUCACGAUGUCCAACACUUAGAAUUGAGUCGCGCAAAGAACAAGAAAAUGAUGGAUCAGGGAAUGAUGCAUAAAGUUGUCCAAAUCAACCUAGACCCAAGCGAACCGCAAGGCUGCCGCGUCUGGGGAUCGAUAGAAUUACAAAAAAUCGCUGGAACGAUCAAAAUCAGCGGCGGAGGAGUGGGUGGCAUUCCUGGUCUCCCAGGUGGCUUAGACGCGAUCAUGGGGAUGUUCAUGAUGCCGAUGAUGGGCAUGGGUGCGCAGAUUCAAGAUGGCAAAAAGGCUAAUUUCAGCCAUAGAAUCGAUCAUUUUUCCUUCGGGGAUCCUUCAAGCGGACUUGUUUACGGACUUGACGGCGAUAUUCAGAUUCAAGAGAAAGAGACGGACGAUACAACUUACGUUGUCAAGGUCGUUCCUACUGACCUGAAGACCUUCAAAUUUCAGCAGAAAGCGUACCAAUACGCGGUAACCCAGCACGUUGGCAAAUCUGAGAAACCAGGCGUCACCAUCAAGUACGACUUUUCCGGUCUUGGGGUCAGCAUCACCGAGUACCGUGAGAGUUUCGUCGGGCUUUUGACACGAUUAGCGGGAAUUUUAGGAGGUAUCGCUGCCUCCUCAGGAAUCCUUGCAAAUGUGCUCAAUGCACUAAGCUGA